UAGUCCACUUCAUAUUUCAAAGCUACCAGGUUUGACAUUAAAUCAAAAACUUCGCUUAAAACUGGCCAUUCUGUAGACGAUUACGAUUUUUUCUAGUAAUGUCCCAUCCCUAGAAAGUCACGUGACCAGCUUGCGUUUGAGCGCACUAACAGGUAUGGAAAUUAGUAAAUUUUAUUAGAAAUUUAGUUAUAUUUUCGACAUUAUUGUAGAAAUAAGCUAUUGUAAAUAGAGGCUGUAAAUAUAACGUAUAUAGUUUAAAGAUGAGUUUGGGUGCGCGCGCCACCAAGGGUGGUGCGAAGGGGGGCGCUAAGGACAGCAAGCAUGCACAGGACACCCGGAAGAGCACAGACAAAACCCAGAGCAAGGAGAAGGUGAAACCACAGGUGCUGGAGCUGAUGGAGAUGACAUGUCGUACCGAGGAGGAAGUGUGCUCGGCACUUCACGACUCGGACAACGACAUGGUCGUCGCCUGCAACCUGUUACUCGAAGAGAGCCAGCGGAUACAGGGCGAGUGGCAAACAAGUGAGAAAAAGAAAAAGAAGCCACCAGCUCCCGCGGGCAACGGCGAGUUAGACCCACCACGGGACCCACGCAGCCGAGGGUCGGGCGAGCGGGGCGAGCGCGGCGAGCGGGCGCCAGUGUCGGAGCGCGCGGCGGGCCCGGAGCGCGCGCGCGCGGCGAGGGCUCGUGGCGCGGGGGGCGGGGCGCGCCGCGCGGCCGCGGGGGCGCGCGCUCGGCGGGGGGCGCCGCCCCGCCGCCUGCGCCCCGACCGGGACCCCAACUGCUGGAACGACCCACAGCCCGCCGGUGGCAACAACAUCGUCGACACAUUCCCCACCACAGAAGACUGGGACAACGAGGAGUGGUCCGGUUCCCUAUCAGAUACCAAGGUGUUCACCCCGAGCGCGGCGGCCGCGCCGCCCGCAGACCUGGCCGCGCCCGCGCCCGCACCCGAGUGGGAGGGCACGGAGGGCGGAGGUCCGCUGGAGGCGCACAUACCCACAUACACGUACCACAACUCCGCGCACAUACCCGCGCACCCGCACCAUCAACUGCGAGAGCAGCAAAUAAACUCAGUAAGCCGGCAGUCGCCGGUGAGCGUGGCGCCGGUGGUGGUGGCCAGCGUGGCUAGUGUAGCGGGUGUGGCGGGCCCACCCGGCAACAACACGCAGCCCCCGCCCCCCGCCACCCAGCCCGACACACAGCCCGCGCCAGACACGUACCACCACCAGGUGCACCACCAGCCCAUGGGUAUGUCAGGCAGUCUAACGGCGGCGCAGUCACAGUACCUAUCGCAACUCACGCAACAAUCGCAGAGGCAUGACAAUAGUGUGUACACGUCCAACUACGGCGUGUACGGCUCCACAGACAUGUCCAGUCAGAGGAAACCACAGCGGGCGAGAGUACCGCCGCCCUCUAAGGUCCCGUCCCUGGACGCGUCCCUGGCGGCGUCCAUGAAGCAGCUGUCGGCGGACGGCCCGCCGCACGCGCCGCACCACCACCGCGCCAAGCCGGCGGGCCAGCCGGCGGUGUACGCGGCGCACGCAGUGUCGCACCACCCGCCCGUCUACGGCGCCAACGUAUACGCGCCGCAGCAGGUGAACUCGACGGUGGCGUCCCUGACGGGCGGGUCGGGCAUGUCGGUGACGUACGGCGGCGGCAGCGGCGCGCUGAGCCAGUACGGGCCCAUGCUGUCGUCGUACGUCACGUCGCCGUCCGCCGCCGCGUACGCCGGCUCGGCGCUGUACACGCCCGCGCCGUACGCGCCCUACACGCCCGCCAUGCCCAAGCAGCCCGCCAAGGAGAACGCACAGGGUGGUUACUACGAGGUAGGCUACGGCGGUCGGGACGCGACGUUUGGCCUCAGCGCCGGCGAACGAUUCGGACGGACUGACGCCGCCUCGCCUCAACAGUACGGCGGUGGCUCCAACGUGGGUGGAGUAGGCGGAGUGGGCGGAGUCGGGGGAGUUGGCGGAGUGUCGGGGCAAGGCAAGGUCUCCACAUACACGCAACAACAACCUUACGACGCACAGGACUCAUACAAACCUGGUGGCCCGUACAGUGGUACGGCGAACAAGUCGGCAGGCGGCGCGGCCGCGGAUCUCACUAACGCCAUGUAUGCCAAGACUCAUGUCGCACUCAACAAGGUCAACAGUUACGAGAAGGCGUCGUUCCACAGCGGCACGCCGCCCCCGUUCGGCGGCGCGUCGCACCUGUACAUCCCCGCGCCCCCCCACCACCACCCCCACCACCACGCGCCCCAGCAGCACCAGGAGAGCGGUGCGGGAGGCGGGCGCGCGUCGUCCAGUAAGCCGGCCGCGAGCAAGCCGAGCUACUCGCAGUCGUACUGGGCGCCUAACUAGCCAGUCUACAGGCGCGGGUCGGGCGGUCCUCCGAUGUAUACCUAGCUCAAUACUGAACAUAACACGCGACACCCAACCAGCAUUACUAUAUAAAUUCAUUGUGUAAAGGCAUCGCCGCCGUCACAAACCUACGUUUUUUUUUCUUUUUUUUAACAAGAUGUCGUGGUAAAGUGAUGCAAUAUAAUUAUGUAUUCUAUUCGUUAAGCGUCGUGGCGACGUCGGUGCACUCUCAUCUCAUUCGUUAAGUCCGCUAUCAUAGGUUUCAAUUGUUUAAAAGAAAUUACCUCUAGUGCUAUGUAUAUCUUAUAAAGUAUGUAUAUGUAUGUAAGCAUUUGGUACGCUAUGCGCGCCGAAGUUUUUUAUUUAGUUGACAUACUUUUUGUAAUUAACACUUAUUAUUAAAAAAUGAUUAAAGAGAUGUCAUAGGACGAUAAUCGUAAUUGUAACGAGUAUCAUAGUCGAGCUCUUUUAUAUGUGGAAGAAUGCAGUUGUGAUGAUCUCGCGGGCAUUUGAAAGUAUGACGGAUUACACAUAUUGGAACUUGAACGACUUUUAUUUUAUUUUUACCUUAAACACCACUUUGUACCAGAAAUCAAUCGAAUAAAGUUUGUUUUUUUUUUCUAUUUGUA
Spodoptera littoralis (African cotton leafworm) is the source of this 2992-nucleotide messenger RNA. Lineage: Eukaryota; Metazoa; Arthropoda; Insecta; Lepidoptera; Noctuidae. The record is from the annotation of a GenBank genome assembly.